AUGCCAAGACAAUACGUCAGAGGAGGUCCUUGGAAAAACAGCGAGGAUGAAAUCCUAAAAGCCGCCGUAAUGAAAUACGGCAAAAACCAAUGGGCUCGUGUUGCUUCAUUGCUGAACAGAAAAUCUCCAAAGCAAUGUAAGGCCCGUUGGUUUGAAUGGCUGGAUCCGAGUAUUAAAAAGACAGAAUGGACACGAGAGGAAGAAGAGAAAUUACUUCAUCUUGCUAAAAUUAUGCCAAGUCAAUGGCGAUCUAUUGCUCCGAUUGUUGGACGAACAGCAAGUCAAUGCUUGGAGCAUUACGAACGAAUGUUGGAUGAAGAACAACGAAAACAAGAAGGUGCAACAGAAUCUUCGGCAGCAUCAUCAUCAUCUACGGACGAUCCAAGAAAAUUAAGAGUGGGCGAAAUUGAUCCAAAUCCAGAGACAAAACCAGCUCGUCCCGAUGCCAUCGAUAUGGACGAAGAUGAGUUGGAAAUGUUGAAUGAAGCUCGUGCUCGUUUGGCCAAUACUCGAGGUAAAAAAGCAAAGAGAAAAUUGAGAGAACAAAAAUUGGAAGAAGCCCGUCGAGUGACAGCUACUCAAAAGAAGAGGGAAUUGAAAGCUGCAGGUUUAUUGACAAAUACUGCUGCUAAAUUGAAGAAGAGAAAACUCAAACACCCUGGUUCAGACGUAAAUUAUAAUAGAGAAAUUCCAUUUUACAAGAAACCAGCACCAGGAUUCUAUGACACAGCAGAGGAAGAUAAAAAAACUGUAUUGCUUGCUUUUGAAGGAAAUUCCAUGCAAGCUCUAGAGCAAGUACAAAACGAACAAACCACAGAGAAGGAAAAGAAAAAGGAUAAGGUCCAAGUCUUGCUGGACAAAAACUUGCCACAAAUUAUUAAGAAGAUUGAUGACAUGUCAAAUGCCAAGAUUAAUUACAAAAAGAUCAAAUUGGCGUUACCACCUCCACAAAUUACUGAUGCUGAAUUGGAUCAAAUUGUCAAAAUGGGCAAAAAGUUGAACACUCUGCCGGCAACAUCGUUAUCGUCAAAUCAAGCAACAAAACAAUUGAUGGGGGACUACAAACCAAACGCCACUCCUCUCAUUCAGGCAACUAGGACACCAAUGCGAGGUGACGUUAUUGGAGAACGCAUUCGAGAAAUUCAACAAAUACAGAGCACACCAACUCCGAUUCAACUUUCAAGAGAACGAGAAUCUGCUCAGUUGACCAUACCUCAAACCUUAUCUGUUGCCUCAACCCCUUCGCAAGUCAAAGCAACUCCUAUCAUUCAUCAAACACCCUUCAGAGAUCAACUUCAUAUCAACACACCAGGAUAUGGUGCUGAGUCGCUUUCUGAAGAUUUACAAUUCCACAAACAACAAUUGAAAGAAGGCUUCGCAAAUUUACCUACUCCGACUGGUGGUGAUUUUGUCGUCUUCAAGAAUGCAAAGGAGACUGAAGAGGCAAUUCCAAAAGAUUUUACAAAGAAAUCCAUCGCCACAGAUGAUGCUGGAGUGAAGGAAAAAGAUCAACGAAAGCAAAAGCUAGCAUCAAAACAACAGGAAAUGUAUCUCAAAACCUCAGUUGUAAAGAGACAUUUACCAAAACCUUCGACGCCAAGUAUGGAUCUUUCAAUAUUUUCACACUCGAAAGAAAUCAAACAAGAUACUGCUGGUGCUGAUGUAAAUACUCGCGUUCUUGCCAGUGAGCUCAUUGCUACUGAGAUGCGUGCGCUUGUGAAUAGCGACAUUUCGGGAGAACGUGCUCACAAUCUAGGACUUCCAGAACAUUUGUUGUUACGAGCACGUAUUGAGUUAGCUAUGGAAAACUUCGCACAGCCUCAGCCAAGUUUUGAAGAAUUUAACAAAGUUUACCAUGCAUGUACAAUACCAAUUUCUGAAGAGCAAGCCAUUGAAUUAUUAAGGCAACCCUGGGAACAGUUAAAGCAAGAAAUUUCACAAUUUACCUCCGAGCACUUGAAAACGAAUCUCUCCAAGCAUGAAAUGGUAAAAGAAUAUGUCAAAAAGACAAGCAUUGAAAUUGCCAAAGCAUCUCGUGAAUUGGACAAUUACAAACAAAUCCAAGAGCAAGAGAGAAGAGCAAUUCCAUCUCGUUUGUCAGAGCUGCAAGAAGAGGGGUCGUGGCUAUCAAGUAGAGAAAAGGAGUUGCAAGAACGGUAUAAGGCUCUCUUAGAUGAAAAGGAACAGCUUAAAAUAAUUCAUCUUGACGAUAUCAUGAUGACAGCGAAUGAUGAAGAAUAA
This is a messenger RNA of Naegleria lovaniensis, 2241 nucleotides long. RefSeq lists its product as uncharacterized. NCBI's taxonomy places the organism in Eukaryota, Heterolobosea, Eutetramitea, Acrasida, Naegleriidae. Gene Ontology annotation, cellular component: Prp19 complex; spliceosomal complex. Bases 1 to 2241 code for a protein of 746 amino acids. The transcript has a single exon. Gene Ontology annotation, biological process: mRNA splicing, via spliceosome. The record is from RefSeq and is a predicted model, not a curated record.